AAUUGAACCGUGUCCAGUCAAUUGAAAUGCCCGCGCCCUUAAAACCGGCCCCAACCGCAGCACCCAGCACCGAAAUCAACAAGCUCAUCGAUGAUGUGUUUGUCACCUCCGGAGCGGCCAUCAAUUGUGGUGCGUUGCGCCGAUUGCUUCAACAACUCACGGCCCUCAUUCAGCCCGGCUCUGGCGGAGGUCCGUGCCGUUGCUGCUGUUCGGCCAGCCGUGUAACGAUCGAUGGACGGUCGUUGAAAAAAUCCACCAGCAAAACUAGGAAACUGUCCGCCCGGUCCAGCACUUCCAAAACCAAGGUCGGCGCAAAGGGUGGAAAGGAUUCCGAUAAGGAGCAUGAACUCAUCCUUCAGAAGCUACAGGCCGUGCAAACGAUGCUGAAAGUGAUGCAGCAAAAAAUUGCAAAAAUCGAAACGCGCCUACCAAAAUCACAAUCGAACGUUUCGCUCGGCAAAGGAGGUGGACGGCGGGGACAAACCUCGAAAGCGUCCAGCAUACGGGUUGGCGGUGGUCGUGGUGGUAUGGGAGGAAGUGCAGUUGCUAGGAAACAUUGCUGUGUGUCCGGUAGGCCACCGUCGGUCGUGGUUGUGGGACCAUCGAAUUUGAAAGCCUCGACGAGGUUCUGCUAGCAGUAUGCUCAGGAUCUCAGUUGGCGGUGGGGCGAUUUUGCUCACCGGAUAAACAUUCCCCAGUCUAGUAUGCUCUGAUCGUGGAGCUGCGAGUUUGGCACUUUGUUUUCGAUUGACUUUGGCUGUGUGUGUGCUUCUUGUGGAAUUAAAAAUUAUUAGUGUAAUUUCGUGUUUUCGUCUUUUUUGAACUCGACAUUUACCGUCCUGGCAGAAAGCUUGGUAAGAUGGUUCAACCAACGCCAAGCGAUCUAGAAGCAUUGGUGGAUGAGGCCAUUGCACUGCCGGACGGAGUGAUCAACUGUACCGAAUUGAACCGACUGCUAAAAUACUUGGUCGAAGGUAUGUGCAAGAUUUCACAAGAAAUUGACGACGCUCGAACAACAAACGAUGAUCGGUUUCAACUCCUCGAGGAUGCUAUUGCCGAUAUGAAGGAACCGGAAGAACCAGACGAGGAGGCUCAAGAGCAACCGACAGUAAUACAAUGUGGUGUGGCUGUUGUCUGUGACCCUGAAAAAGAAGACACUUCACCGAAGGAAUCCGCCCCGAAAGAAGUCACCUCCGAAGCACUUCUAGAGGAAAUCGAUGCCCAAGCGUCUCAAUUCCGAGAGCAAGAAACUAAACUGCUCGCUGUGAUAGGCGAUCUUGAACAGCGGCUGGAGAAAAUUGAACAACUAUUCUACCAAAAGCUCGAACGCUUAUCGAACGAAUUCCAACAGUUCCAACAGGUUGUGGAAAGCAAGCAGACUAGCGUGGAGGAAACAACCUCAACCCCAUCCAUGCAGCAAACCACGUGCACGGCGGACCAAAUCGACAAGCUAUCCGAGUUUACCGACAAACUGGAUGAGCUGCAGCGUCAGAUGGAGCUGCUCUUAAGUCAUCGCGAUCAACUGCCACUGCGAAUUGAAGCUCUACUCGAGGAAAAGCUACGAGAAGGCGAGCUUAUGACUAGCAGCAAGAAAAGUCUCCAGACUGAUGGUGGUGUCGGCUCACGGAAAGGUUCCGUUACUCCCUCGAGAUCCUGCUCUCAAGGUCGCAUAGCAGAAUCGGCCGGCACGACCCAACCGGCGAGUGAAAAUUUGAGCUGCCUUUCCUGCGACACAAAGAACGUUGUGCAGCGGAAGCGCGAUGGGCGCUAUCUAGCACCGCGCACCAGCGCCAAGCUGGCAAUGAUCGCCCGAAGGUUGGAAGAAUCGGACGCUGUACCUCGGCUGAAACCGGGCGCUCGCUGGUCGCGUACCUGUGGCGGUUCCUACACGGUCGUAAAGCCGGACGAACGUGUCUUCCGGCAGGUGAAUGUACAGUUCAAUCGCACAAUGCAAGAAGAAAGUUCGGCAAACGACAGCUAGGAAGAGAAGUAGGCGCUGAAUCCAACACACAAGCAUGAACAAUCGAAGCAUUCAUUUGAAAAGCAGCAGUCUAUCGUUUAACACAACUCACAAGCAUUUGUAAAUUUCUCUCCAUCCGCUCCAAAUUAAAGUAAAAAAAAGGUUUUAAAAUUCGUACCAAUGGCAUCGUUUGUUCCAAAACUGAAACCACUGAAACGGAAAAGUUGCUGCUGCCUGAUACCAAGAGAGGAGGAUGCUGGGGGACUGGGUGGUGGUCGAUAUACAGGCGGCCUUCACACGGUGACGCAUCCCGAGGAGCGUGUGUUUCGCGAUAUACGCUACACGGGAACGAAGCCGAGGUCACAAUCGUGCGGAACAACGAAACUGAAGCAACUGAUUAGACAACGUCCAAGUAAUUGAAGCCCAGCAAUGACGAUCUCAGUCCUAUCUGAAGAACCUGUAGAAGAAAUAGGCAUCCAUUCGAGAGGGGUUCAGGCAUGCUUUUGUACAUUAAAUUGAUCGUAGCUUAGACAUUAUAGCAUUUCAAGAACGUCCCAACAGAGUCUUUAUAUUAUUGAGAGUGGAAUAAAUUGACUUCAAAUCGUUUGAAUCAACAUUUAA
This is a messenger RNA of Anopheles arabiensis, 2581 nucleotides long. RefSeq lists its product as uncharacterized. The record is from RefSeq and is a predicted model, not a curated record. The coding region runs from base 860 to 1981 and encodes 373 amino acids. The transcript is spliced from 2 exons. Lineage: Eukaryota; Metazoa; Arthropoda; Insecta; Diptera; Culicidae.